Messenger RNA from Pongo pygmaeus (Bornean orangutan), 1206 nucleotides. RefSeq names its product interleukin-32-like. The transcript is spliced from 6 exons. Lineage: Eukaryota; Metazoa; Chordata; Mammalia; Primates; Hominidae. The coding region runs from base 467 to 961 and encodes 164 amino acids. The record is from RefSeq and is a predicted model, not a curated record. Gene Ontology annotation, biological process: immune response.
GCUGUCCCAAGUCCGGGCUUUCCCUCCGCCCCUCCCCACUCUCAGGCUGGUGGGGUGGGGAAAGCAGCCCAUUCCUGGGCUCAGAGACUCCCACCCCAGCUCAGAGGGAGCAGGGGCCCAGCCAGGGACGGACCCCCAUUCCUCCCAGGGACCCCAGACCUCUGUCUCUCUCGGGUAAGUCUCCAUCUCUGUCUGUCUGUCUGUCUCUGUCUCUGCCUGUUUUCCACGCGCUCAGCAAGGCCUCCUGCCCUGAGAGAGGCUCCGCCCACUACUCCCCCUUCCCCCAUAAAACCAGCUGAGUCUCCGUGCCAGGAAGGCUGCGUGCACCGGAGCUGGGUCAUCUCAGGUGGGGAGUUGGGGUCCCCGAAGGUGCGGACCCUCUGGGGAGGAGGGUGUUUCUCUGAGACACUUUUCCUCACACCUGUUCCUCGCCAGCAGGCCUUGGCUCCUUGAACUUUUGGCCGCCAUGUGCUUCGCGAAGGUCCACUCUGCUGCAAUUAAAGAUCUGAGGGCCGGAAUGCAUCAAGCCGUAGACAGAUAUUGUGAUAAAAUGGAAAAUGCAGAAUCAGGACCUGGACAGGUGAUGUCGGGCCUGGCAGAGCUGGAGGACAACUUCAAAGAGAGCUACCUGGACACAUUGGAGGCUCAUUAUCAGGAACACCACCCAAAGCUCAUUCCUCUACUUGAAGAAGAAAGAGAUGGAUUACGGUGCCGAGGCAACAGGUCCCCUGUCCCGGAUGUUGAGGAUCCCGCAACCGAGGAGCCCGGGGAGAUCUCUUGGGAGAAGGUCAUGAGACAGUUCCAGGCCAUGCUGCAGCGGCUGCAGACGUGGUUGCACAGGGUUCUGGCCUGGGUGAAGGAGGCGGCCGCCCUGGUGCUUGAAAUGCAGGCCCUCUGGAAAGAGUUCGAGAGUUUCUGGUGCUGUCUGUCAAAGCUCUUCAUGUCCUCUUUCGAGUCCUAAGGAGUCCCACAAGUGGGGGUUGGAGGAGCUGACACCCCAGAAGUGCUCUGAACCCCACUUUUCAAGAUGAAGAUACUGACACCACCUUUGCCCUCCCUGUUACCGCGCACGCACCCUGACCCCUCCCUCAGCUCUCCUGUGCCCCGCUCCCCUCCCACAUACUCAGUCCCCCUGCCUGGAGUUCCUGCUGCAGCUCUGACCUGGGGCUGUCACCCUGGCAUCUUAAUAAAACUUGCUUAUACUUA